Molecule: messenger RNA, 399 nt
Organism: Heterocephalus glaber (naked mole-rat)
Lineage: Eukaryota; Metazoa; Chordata; Mammalia; Rodentia; Bathyergidae
Source: RefSeq, a predicted model, not a curated record
AUGUUGAGCUGGGAGAUCAGCUCUUCCAGCUGCAACCAGGAAACAAACUUGCCAUUAUCCCCCCAAUUAGUGGAGGAUAAUGGUUUACUGCCAUGUGAGAAAAAUAUGGAUGAAGUUGAAGAGAAAUCUAAAGACAUAAUAAAAUGCAGUGCCGAGAAACUUUCAGUAGAUGAAGUCUCACAGUUGGUGAUUUCUCCAGUGUGUGGUGCAGUGUCCUUAUUUGUAGGGACUACAAGAAAUAACUUUGAAGGGAAAAAAGUCGUUAGCUUAGAAUAUGAAGCCUUGGUUCCAGUGUCAGAAGCAAGCAUAAUUAUUUCUGUGUCUUCAGCCCACAGGGUUGCACCUCUAGCAGCUGUGAGUUAUGCCAUUGACACUUUAAAAGCCAAAGUGGCCAUAUAA